Molecule: messenger RNA, 1563 nt
Organism: Salvelinus namaycush (lake trout)
Lineage: Eukaryota; Metazoa; Chordata; Actinopteri; Salmoniformes; Salmonidae
Product: FYVE, RhoGEF and PH domain-containing protein 4-like
Exons: 11
Coding region: 1-1563 (520 amino acids)
Biological process (GO): cytoskeleton organization; filopodium assembly
Cellular component (GO): cytoplasm
Molecular function (GO): guanyl-nucleotide exchange factor activity; metal ion binding
Source: RefSeq, a predicted model, not a curated record
AUGAACUGUUUGGACCUGAUGUGGGACGCUGUACUGGUCAACGGCCAUGUAGGAGGCGGAAGGAAGGUGGAUACAGGGCUCAACGUGGAACUGUCCCCCUCUCACAGAGCUGCGACUGGGACGGAGGAGGCCAUGCUUCAGGAGAGCUCUACAGAUGAGAAGAAGAUGGAGAGAGGGAGUGAGGUGAGGGUGCAGGACUCCACUGAACAGAAGCUGUAUAAGAUUGCCAACGAGCUUCUACUCACAGAGAGAGCCUAUGUUGCUCGCCUUCACCUACUAGACCAGGUGUUCUGUGCUCGGCUGACUGAGGAGGCCGGUAAAGGCUUGUUCCCUGUAGAUGUGGUGAGGACCAUCUUCUCCAACAUCUCCUCCAUCCACACCUUCCACUGCCAGUUCCUACUGCCAGACCUGGAGACGCACAUGGGCCAAUGGUCUGUGAGCCCUCGUCUGGGUGAUGUCAUGCAGCAGCAUGCUCCCUUCCUCAGGAUGUAUGCUGAGUACGUGAUGAGCUUCGAUCAAGCCAUGGAGCUGCUUAGAAUCUGGACGGAGAGGUCCGCACCAUUCAGAAACGUCAUACAGGAUAUACAGAGUCAGGAGGUGUGUGGUAGUCUGACCCUGCAGCACCACAUGUUGGAGCCGGUCCAGAGACUACCUCGUUAUGAGAUGCUGCUGAGAGACUACCUCAAGAGACUGCCUAAUGACGACUCGGACCACAGCCAUGCAGAGAAGUCUCUGCAGGACAUCUCCAUGGCAGCAACACACUCCAACAGCGCCAUCCGCCAAUCAGAGAACCUGAAGAAGAUGCUGGAGAUCUACGAGAUGUUGGGGGAGGAGGACGUGAUGAAUCCCUCCAAUGAGUUCAUCAGGGAGGGACACAUCCUGAUGCUGGCUGCCAGGAACUCCGCCAUGGAGAGACACCUCUUCCUGUUCAACAACAUGCUGCUGUGCUGCGCUCCUCGGUUCAGCCUGGCGGGGCAUCGGUUCACCGUGCGGGCACGGAUUGACGUGGAGGGCAUGACGGUGCAGCGCACCACCAACGAACACCACUACCACACCUUCCAGGUGUCUGGCAAGGAGAGGACCCUGGAGAGGACCCUGGACCUACAGGCCAGCUCUGAACAAGACAAAGAGGACUGGAUAAAGGCUUUCCAGGACACUAUUGAUGUUUUCCUGCAGAAGAAUGAGACUUUUGUGUCAGCUUCUAAAGAAGUAGAGGUAUCUAUGGAGGAGCUGGGUCGGCGUGCCCCUCGAUGGAUCAGGGACAAUGAGGUGACCAUGUGUAUGAAGUGUAGCGAACCCUUCAACGCCCUCACCCGAUGGAGACACCACUGCAGAGCCUGUGGCUGUGUGGUGUGUUGGAGGUGUUCAGACAACAAAGUAACUCUGGAGUACGAUGGCAACAAGGUGAACAAGGUGUGUCUAGACUGCCACGCCGCCCUGACCCUCCGGGCCAACAGAGAGGAGAGGGGAGAGGGCAUGGAGGGGGGGCAUUCUAGAGGUUCCACACCCCACCUCCCCAUUUCCAUCCCUACCCUUUCCCCAGGAUGUGAAGGCCUUGUCUAG